Nelumbo nucifera (sacred lotus) is the source of this 1331-nucleotide messenger RNA. RefSeq names its product RNA-binding (RRM/RBD/RNP motifs) family protein. Gene Ontology annotation, biological process: chloroplast rRNA processing. The record is from RefSeq and is a predicted model, not a curated record. NCBI's taxonomy places the organism in Eukaryota, Viridiplantae, Streptophyta, Magnoliopsida, Proteales, Nelumbonaceae. Gene Ontology annotation, cellular component: chloroplast thylakoid membrane. Gene Ontology annotation, molecular function: mRNA binding.
GAUAGAUAGAUAGUGAAGGGAACUCGAGCUAUUGUCGAAUGUUCAAGUGGGAGGGAACAAACCAGCUCAGAAGUGAGAAGUCAGAACUAAACAAAUCGAGAACGAGAAGAUAGUAAUAGACCUUUCUUCGACGAUGGCGCUUCGUCUUCCUUGGCUGCCGUCGACGCUGUCGGGUGACCAACACUGCCGAACAGCUCUCUCGCUGCAAAUACCUUUCCAAACGAAGCUCUCCUUCUCGACAUCGUCUAUUUCUCCUGGACCUGGUCUAGACUUUCUUCCCAACACAACGAAAACAUCAACAACAGGGAGGAGGAGAACAAAUCUUAUCUCGUGUGCAACCGAACAGCAAGAUUCCCCUUUAGCAUCAACUUCUACAGUUACGGUAGAAAGCCCUGUAUCUGGAGCCGAUGGUGAAAGUGUUAUCCAAACGAGAUUGAUUGCGCAGAACGUACCCUGGACCUGCACUUCUGAAGAUAUCCGCAACCUGUUCGAGAAGCAUGGGACAGUUGAAGACGUCGAGCUCUCCAUGCAUAACAAAACCAGAAACAGAGGAUUGGCAUUUGUUACCAUGGGUUCCGAGGAGGAGGCUCUUGCAGCUCUCACUAAUCUCGAAGCGCAGGAAUUCCAGGGACGUGUCUUAAAGGUGAAUUAUGCCAAAUCAUUGAAGAAGAAACCUUCUGUGCGACCGGAGCCCGUGAUAAAACAUAAUGUGUUUGUUGGGAAUUUGUCUUGGAGGGUAAGGUCUAGAGACCUUAGAGAGUUCUUUGGUUCCGGAACUGGUAAUGUUGUCUCGGCAGAAGUAAUAUUUCAGAGUAACCCCAGAAAGUCCACUGGAUAUGGAUUCGUUUCCUUCAGUUCCCCGGAGGAAGCAGAGGCAGCUAUUUCUGCUUUCAGUGGCAAGAAAUUGAUGGGAAGACCAGUUCGUUUGGCACUUAGUAAAAGAGAUUUGAAAGGACAAUCAGAAGUGGGCAACCAAGUUGAAGAAAUGUCAAAUGAGGUGAAUGGUGAUGGGGAGCUGUCAGACAACUCUGAUGAAAUGUGAAGAUUCACAUUUGGAUUUUGGAGGUGAGACUCCUCUUCCUUCACUAUUAUUUUCUUCGCAGGUAAAGCAACUUCGGCCCCAACCCUCCAAUAAGAAAAGCUAUACAACCUCCAGUUCGUUUUAAGACAAUUAGAUUAUGGACUCAAGUCAAUCUUGUAUCUUGGAUCUGUGGCAACUGAUAAAUGCAUAUGAGUUGCCCAAAGUUUUAAUCUGUUACUAAUGUUGUCAUUUUACCUGUAUUGAAUAUGCAAUAUUCUUUUGAACUGAAAAGUAUCCCUCUCUUUUCCUA